Messenger RNA from Neogale vison (American mink), 2835 nucleotides. It is a transcript of the gene MLIP, whose product is annotated as muscular LMNA interacting protein. The transcript has 11 exons. Gene Ontology annotation, biological process: negative regulation of transcription by RNA polymerase II. Gene Ontology annotation, molecular function: lamin binding; transcription corepressor activity. Bases 43 to 2676 code for a protein of 877 amino acids. The record is from RefSeq and is a predicted model, not a curated record. NCBI's taxonomy places the organism in Eukaryota, Metazoa, Chordata, Mammalia, Carnivora, Mustelidae. Gene Ontology annotation, cellular component: PML body; nuclear envelope; sarcolemma.
ACCUCAGUCAUCGGUUUGCUCACUCCCUUAUGUGAUGAAUCAAUGCUUCCAGAACAGGGGUUUCCGAGGGACUGCGGGAACAAUUACUUCCAAAUGAACUCGGGCGUCCUAGCUGGGAGCAUUCAGACCACACCCCAGGUCUCUUCUGGUGAUUCUGAAGCCAAACCUCUGAUCUUCACAUUUGUCCCUACUGUCAGAAGACUACCAACCCACUCUAAGUUGGCCGACACCUCUAAAUUCCUUGUUAAAAUUCCCGAGGAACCAAGUGAUAAGACUCCAGAAACUGUAAAUAGGUCUGAGUCCAAUGAGUACUUGACCUUGAAUGCUGGGAGCCAACAGGAGAGAAACCAAGGGACAUUGAUUUAUCCUUCAGAGGGCAGUGAAAAGGUUUUGCAAGCAAGGGGAAUUAAAGCAAACGAACUUCAAGGAAUGCAGCAAAGUGACCUCUUCAAAGCUGAAUAUGUCUUUAUCGUGGACUCAGAAGGGGAAGAUGAAGCUCCAAGUGGAAAAGGUGAACAAGGCCCCCCUGGGGGGAUGAGCACUACAGCUUCUCGGCCCAAAUCUCUAGCAAUUUCUUCCAGUCUGGUUUCUGACGUGGUACGUCCCAAAACACGAGGGACAGACCUCCAGGCCCCAUCAUACCCUGAAAUGUCUCAUGGGAUUGCCUCUCAGCAAAAGCACGGGCAGUUAACUUCUUCUCCCACUACCUCUGAGCAGCUUGCCUGUAAACCACCUGCUUUCUCCUUUGUUUCUCCAACUAAUCAGAAAACGCCACCUGACCCAGUUAACCUCGACGGAGCCUCUGUGCUAGAGGAGUUCCACACUAGGAGGCUGGAUGUCAGUGGGGCCUUGGUGGAAGAAACAACUACGUAUUUUCAAACUUCUGCUCACUCUUCACCCUUUUUUGCACGGAAGGGCACCUCCUCGACGUCACAGUUUCCCCAUUUCACUCAGUUAUCAGGUUCUAAUUUAUCCAGUCCGAGACCUGCAGAUAAGAAACCUGGACUGGCAUCUGAAGUUCCGAAGAAAACAGCUUUCACCUCACAUGUCCUUAGCCCCAGAGAAAGCCCGAGAACCACUUCUCCUUCACCAUCCUCCAGUGCUUCUCUGAAGUCAAAUUCGGGCUCAUAUAUACCAGUCCGUAUUGUCACACAUUCGCUCUCUCCAAGUCCCAAACAGUUUACCUCCUCGUUCCAUGGCUCUUCUUCCACUAUCUGUAGCCAAGUGUCAUCUAGUGGAAAUCUCUCAAAGUCAGGGGUGAAAUCUCCAGUGCCUUCCCGGCUUUCCCUGCUCACUGCCAUGCUCAAGUCAAACCCUUCUCACCAAAGACCCUUUUCCCCUGCAUCCUGUCCCACUUUCUCUCUCAACUCCUUGGCUUCUUCCACACUCACACUCGAUCAAAAAGCAAAAGAAACCCCGUCCACACCUAAGAAAUCUUUCUCUAGUUGCUCCCUGAGAACGGGGUCUCCAGAACAAAGGGAACACCAAGUUUCCGAACUCAGCCAGCAAUCCUUUCACAUACCUUUUUUUGCCAAAUCUGCUCCCCUUUCUCAGGCAGGCUCCCUCUCUCCCACAACACAUGUUGAUAGUAGCCUUGUUUCUUUGAAUGUAGAGAAAACAUCACCCACUUCUUUGAAGGGGAACCCAACAUUCUCACUGCUACAGACUAAUACAUUGAGUUCUGUGGGUCUUCCUCCCGUUCCACCAAGUGUUCCUUCUCUUUCUUUGAAGGGCAAACAGGAUGUUGACCUCAGGGGUCCAGAAAAGCCCAGGAAUAUUCACAUACAUCCUACAUCAGCCUCAUCUGCAUUAUCUACUCUAUCUCCUCCUGAUAACCAAAGGGCCACACUCUCCUUUCCAGAGAAAUGUUUCCAUCCUUCCCCAGCUCUUUCAGACCUGAUAAACAGAUCUAAGAGAACAGCCCCGCAGCUAGCUGACCAGGGACAGAAUCCUUCAAUUUCUCCUUCACCCCCUGUCUCCAGUGCUAGCUCUGCUUCACUUUCCACACUGGGGUCCUUCCCACUCCCUCGUGCUACUCUGUCCACCCAGACACUCCAGCUCCAUCCCUCAACACUGGAUCCAAAAUUUGGCAGUGGUACCUUGCCUUCAAGACUUGGGAAAUCUGAAAGCUCGAUAUCCAACCACAGGUCAUCUGUUUCAACCCCAUCACCUCCCAUUUCUCUAACAAGAACCAAGGAGCUGAUUUCACCUUGUGCAUUGUCCAUGCCAACAGGCCUUGAAAAUAAGAAACCCAAGCAAUACAAGACCAAGUCAAGCUACAAGGCUUUUGCAGCAAUCCCUACAAACACAUUGCUUUUGGAACAGAAGGCGCUUGAUGAACCAGCCAAGACUGAAAGUGUCUUCAAGGACAACACUUUAGACCCACCUCUGGAGCAUUCUGACUCUCCCUCGAGUUCCUCACAGACAUUGUUGGGUUCUGACACAAUGAAAAUGUCUACAACUCUUCCAAGAGCAGCUGGUCGAGAAACCAAAUAUGCAAACCUAUCCUCGCCAUCCUCUACAGUAUCUGACAAUCAGUUGACUAAGCCUGGAGUAAUUCGCCCAGUACCUGUAAAAUCCAAAAUACUACUGAGAAAAGAGGAGGAAGUCUAUGAGCCCAACCCUUUCAGUAAAUACCUGGAAGAUAACAGUGACUUCUUUUCUGAUCAGCAAUGAAGUUGGAUCAGAAGCUGGAAGCAGGGCGCGCUGAAGUUUUCUGGAAUGCUGGUGCUAAUCACUUGCUAGAUUUGAUGUUUAAUUUUUUUUUUUCCUAUGAGUGUUUCCUUUAUGAACUGCAGUAGAAGUAAAAAAAAAAAAAAGUGUCCUGCAGGCAUA